AUGGAUGAGAAAAAUCUACCACUACUGGUGUGGAUGGCGCAUGUUCCCGUGGUCACGUUAAUCGAUCUGGACGAUGUUAAAGCGGUGACAAACGCUUUCGUGCAGAAACCAUAUCACUAUAACUUUGGUCGCAUUUGGCUAGGAAAUGGACUAGUCACUGCUCCAACAUCUAUAUGGAAGUAUAGUAUCAAGAAGAUAGGUGGAACUUUCACAAGUAACAUAGUCAAUGGUUACCAAGAGGUGUUCAAUCGGCAAGCGCAGAAGUUGGUCAUCACACUUAGAGGAAAAGUCGGUAGUCCACCGUUCAAUAUUAUUGAUCAUCUGGCUUUUACUACUCUGGAAACUAUAUGCCAAACGGCGUUAGGCGUGCCAGACCUAAAAUGUUUCGUCACAGAAGAGUAUUACCAGGCUUUCACCGAGUCCCUAGAAUUACUUCUAGAGCGUUUUCUAAACCCUUUGAUGCAUGUUGACGCGAUCUACAAGCUCACGCCACAGUACAGGCGGAUGAAGAAAAGUGUCUCUAUAUUACACAACGUUUCUAAAACUGCCAUAAAUAAGAGGUAUAAUGAAUGGAAAGAAAAAAAGAUGCAGAAGGGCAAGGAUAGAGAAGAAAAUGAAUUUCCUGACAAAAAAUUCAAAUCGUUCCUGGACGUACUAUUGGAAUUAAGCAGCGAGGACCCUCACUUCUCUCCUGAGCAGAUUCAAGCUGAAGUGGACACAAUUAUAGUGGGUGGACAGGAGACCACGGCUAGGAGCUUAUUGUUCAUUUUAUUAAUGAUCGGCUGCAAGAAACAAAUACAUGAGAAGCUAUCUGCUGAGAUCCAAGAAAUUUUCGGCGAUAGUACCAGGCCGGUGAAGCAUGAGGACUUGCUUCGGAUGACUUACUGCGAAGCAGUUAUUAUGGAGGCAUUGCGACUGUUCCCACCCAUCCCAUAUGUCGCUAGGCAAGCAGACAAAGACCUACAGCUCAAAUCUUGUUUAGUUCCAAAAGGAACUAUGUGUGGUUUGCUCAUUUUGGGCGCGGGGAGGUCACAUCGUAUUUGGGGUCCUGAUGCUGACCAGUACCGCCCGGAGAGAUGGCUACAACCUGACGUGGAUACGACUGCUUUUUACCCGUUUAGUUACGGAAGGAGAUCUUGUAUAGGUAAAAAGUAUUCCAUGGCUUUAAUGAAAACUAUGUUGGCGCAUUGUAUCAGGGAGUUUAAUUUUACAUCGAACGCUGAAAAUUUAAGACUAAGUGCUCAUAUCACUCUGGAACCCCUUACAGGCAAUCUUCUGCAAGUGCAUUCCAGGAAAUUAUUAGACAAGCCUGUUAAAGCAUGA
Diatraea saccharalis (sugarcane borer) is the source of this 1323-nucleotide messenger RNA. The record is from the annotation of a GenBank genome assembly. Lineage: Eukaryota; Metazoa; Arthropoda; Insecta; Lepidoptera; Crambidae.